Molecule: messenger RNA, 1915 nt
Organism: Dermacentor silvarum
Lineage: Eukaryota; Metazoa; Arthropoda; Arachnida; Ixodida; Ixodidae
Exons: 3
Coding region: 24-1454 (476 amino acids)
Biological process (GO): regulation of DNA-templated transcription
Molecular function (GO): sequence-specific DNA binding; DNA-binding transcription factor activity
Source: RefSeq, a predicted model, not a curated record
ACGAACGUUCGUUUUGCCCAACCAUGCAUCAUACGAACGUUCCGAAGAAGGCGCCGCCCUCUUCUGCCUCCAAGGACCCGCCGCUGCUGACGCUACGAUUUCCCAAGAAGUUGUGGAAGAUCGUCAACGAAUGUAAGUCGGGCGCUAUAGCCUGGUCCACAGACGGCACAGCUAUAGUGAUUGACUACGAAAAGUUCCAGGCGGACUAUCUCGACAAUCGGCUUGACAUCUUCAAGACCAACAACAUCACCAGUUUCAUAAGGCAGCUCAAUUUGUACGGAUUUCGGAAGGUCAGCCCUCACUACAGGAUCUCUACAAGCAGCUCCGAAGGUCCCGACGUGCACGUCUUCCGGAACGACGCCUUUGCUAGAGAUCGGCCAGACCAGCUGCAGGAAGUGACGCGCAAGACUGGAGCCUUGCGGGCCAGGGGGCUCCACAAGCACAAUGGCUGUGCGCACAAGGAGUUUCAACAAUUCGAGGAUGGUGUCGUAGAGGGGCGCAUCAUGCACUGCCAGCCCCUUUCGGCAGCCUUCAAGGACCACCCGCCACGUUCCGGACACGGGUGCUGCGACAUAAGCGCCUUCACUAACGGGACUUGCAUCGGAUUCCCUAAAGGACGGCCACCGUCUCGCCACAAGGCGAUGCAUCACAAGCAAAGCGAUGAGAUGGCCCGCUUGGAGGGGUCAUCACGCGCUCACGGGGCUUCGCUGAUUGGGUGCCAGUACAGUGGUAUCUGCUGGGAUGGCACUUCCUUGCACUCGCAUGACUCUGCCAGCGACACGGCCACCAGCGAAGAUGACUGCAUAGCCAAUAACGCCCAGCAGGAUUGUUCUUAUUACCAGUCUCAGGAACAUUUCCCGCCUCUGCCGCUGCCACAGCCACCACCACCACCACCACCGCCACCACCGACCCCAGUCUCGACUCCGUCACCAUCUGGCUCACAAGCAGCGAGGACCACCUGGAGGCGGAGGCACUUGCCACCGCUGCGGCCGACACGUCGCGCGCAGUCUGCCAUGCGCGCCGAUGCCACCAUGGCGCCCAAAGGCGACUUGAAGGCUCUGCUCGACCCCAACGAGUCACCCAAGGUGGUUCUGCUCCACCCUGGCCGUGAUGCUGAGCGUGUUUGCACACCACCGCUCGAGGAUUCAUUUAUGCUUAACGGCCACGCCCGUGAGGCUGAAGCGCCGAGUGACAACAGCCUUUUCUAUGUUUUCACGACCGAGGACAACGCUUCCGUUGACGUGGCUGAACCAACCGCUGCCUUCAUCACGAGCCCUGCUAAAGCGGCAGUGGCCGCUGCUGCCGCCGCCGCAGCUGCUGCGGCAGCCGCUGCAGCGCGGUUUCAGAAUUCCGUGUUAGCCACAUGGGAGGAGGUGGCGACCGCCUCGCCAGCACUAUUCAAGACAAGCACCAGCGGCGUGCCUUGUCCCACUGGUGCCUACUACUGCGUCUGACCUUGCCAUCUAAUUUCCCUGUCAUAACUGCUUCGUAGAAACUCUCAUUCUGCGCCCAACCUCGGACCAUUUACCUCUCUUCAUUAAUGCUUUUUUUUUUUUCGCUGGUAUGCUUAUUUACACUUCCUUAACAUUUUGUUUGCCACCGUUUUGUGCUUUUGUACAUGGUGUUCUUGUAUAUAGCUUGGGCAACAAGUAACUGCUCUUAGUUCAGGCCUUUUAUAACCACUAACUUUUGACUUCAACUCCUUUGACUUAUACACUGGCUUUCGGUAGUUUAUUGAUGUGCUGUGUAUUUCUUGCUAAAUGCACUGCUCAUUUGAUUUUUUUUCAUCUCGAUUCAAGUGGAAAUGUUGUCUACUUCAAAUAUCUGUAAUCUUUGGGAGCAAUAAAGGUGUUUUUUCCAAGCUAUCGAAGUCGUGUUUGGUUGGUCCGCACAACACUGCACUCGUUCACAUGGU